AUGGCCACUGCUCCAACCAUCAGCGUUGGUGAUGGCAACUCCAGCCGAGACAUGCACCCCUCCAUUGCCACUGCAGGGCCUAAGCCGACAGUCAUUGGGCUUUAUGGGAUUUCUGGCUCGGGCAAGUCGUUCCUGCUGAAACAUCUGCAGCAGGAACUCAGUCCGACCGAGUUCGCCUUGUUCGAAGGGUCGGACAAGAUUGCCUCCCUCAUCCCUGGCGGUCUGGAGGCUUUUCACAAACUGGAUGAGAAGUGCAAGUCUGAUCUGCGUGGCCAAGCGAUUGAGGCAAUCAGAAAGGAGAGCUGCGACACCGGGCGGGUGGCGAUCGUGACUGGACACUUCAUGUUUUGGGGACAGGAGGAUGCUACCGGCCAGCCGGUGUAUACCUCAAAUGACCUGGCCACGUUUACCCACGUCAUCUACUUGAACAUCCCCAUCGAUAUUAUCUCGCAGCGUCGCUUGAAUGAUGGGCUGAAGGACCGCACUGCCAUGUCUCAGGAACAUCUACGCAGGUGGCAAGAGGCAGAGGUUUCCAAAAUGCGCGGCGUCUGUCGAGAGCAUCACAUCCUGUUCUCUGUCGUCUCGAACCCUGAAGCUUUGUUCCCAAGAGUUUUGGAUAUGAUCCUGCAUUUUCGACAACCCAUCACCGCCAAGUCUAAUUUGGCUCGCGUACGGGCUAAGCUUGAUGGGAUUCUUGCUCUUCCCGACCGAGACAAUCUAGAGACGGUCUUGGUCAUGGAUGGCGACAAGACUCUAGCGACAGAGGAUACUGGUGCAUUGUUCUGGGAAAUGAUUGCUCAGACUCGACCGAGCCUAGCAGCAAAGUCUCCGCUGCAGGAGCUCUUCGGCGGUCCCCUGGGUUACUCGGAUACUGCAUUCCAUCAAGCAACCCUGCUAUACGAAGAGGCGACCGACAAUGAACAAUUCGAGACUGCGUGCGACACUGUGGCUUCGUCAGUGGUCAUGCACCCGGAAAUCAUCUCCCUCUUGCGAAUUGUUGCAGAGCAGAGGCAUGUCGGUGCCCUGGUCGUCACAUGUGGCCUUGGUCGCGUGUGGGAAAAGGUUUUGCAGAGAUAUGGCCUGUCAAAGACGGUUGGUGUGAUCGGUGGAGGUAGAAUCUCAGACGGAUUCGUUGUCACCGCAGCUGUCAAGGCUGCCAUCGUCUCUCAACUCCGCAACGAUACCCGCCGGUACGUCUGGGCCUUCGGGGACAGUCCCUUGGAUUUGCCGAUGCUUAAGGGGGCUGACCAAGCCAUUGUGGUUGUCGGCGAUAAGCGAACUAGGAGCUCGAGCAUGGAUGAAGCCUUAUAUAAGGCGAUUCACGUUGAAAACUUCCGGGCGCGACAAGUCCUACUCCCGAGCCAGUCACCACCGCGUCUUAAUGAAGAAAAACUGCCCUUGGUCCGCCUCGAUGAUGAGAAAUUCGUUGAGUCGAUCGUGUGCCACCGUCGCCCUGUCAAGAUACUACACGCCACGGACAAGGCUGCGGCAAAGUUGUUGACGUCCCCAACCCGCGACGCGUCGGUUGCUGGCCCUGCCCUGCGAGAUGCUCAUGCCCGUUACGAUAUGCCGCACGUGCAAGGCCAUCGAAUAACCGGUCACCGGCUACGCGGCGAACAGCAAACCACCAUCGCAAUGUUGAUGCGUGGUGGAGAGCCCAUGGCUUUCGGGGUCAAUGAGGUAUUCCCAAAGGCAAGGUUCAUCUAUGCCGCGUCCGCGGGGGACAUAAAAAGGCAUCAUGUGGAUGGCCAGUGCACUAUUCUUCUGGUGGACUCGGUGGUGAAUAGUGGAAAGACCCUGAUGCAAUUUAUCGAGCACGUCCGUGGUCUACAUGCCAACAUCCGCAUUGUCGUCAUGGCUGGUGUUGUCCAAGCGGAGGUUGUUGUGGAGACACAUCCGCUCGCCAAGCUCAUGGGACGUCAUGGUGCUUGUCUCGUCGCGCUCCGGCUUUCCGAGAACAAGUUCACAGGCACCAAAGGUACCGACACUGGCAAUCGACUCUUCAACACCACAUAUCUAAUUUGA
Molecule: messenger RNA, 2025 nt
Organism: Fusarium vanettenii 77-13-4
Lineage: Eukaryota; Fungi; Ascomycota; Sordariomycetes; Hypocreales; Nectriaceae
Exons: 3
Coding region: 1-2025 (674 amino acids)
Biological process (GO): dephosphorylation; L-serine biosynthetic process
Cellular component (GO): cytoplasm
Molecular function (GO): magnesium ion binding
Source: RefSeq, a predicted model, not a curated record